AUGGAAGUAGAAUAUAUGGAAAAUCCAAUUGUGCCGCCGUGGCUGGAAUUGCCGUCGGAGAUUACAUCAAUGAUACUACAGAAGCUUGGGACUAUAGAUAUAUUGAAGAAUGCCGAUAAAGUGUGUACAACUUGGCACCAAUUGUGCCAAGAACCAGACAUGUGGCAGGUUAUCAAAUUGCAAAAUGCCAACACCGACGAUUUCUGGGACAGUAAGGAUGCCUUAGAGAAGAUAUACCAUCCAGCUGUGGAUCGUAGCCAGGGUCAAUUAAUUGAUAUCAGUAUUGACUACUAUGGCAUCGAAAAUAUGCUCAAUUAUAUGCUCAAUUAUGUUGCUCAAAGAUCACCUCAGCUCAAACGUCUUGAACUCAUAUGUUCCUAUAAUGUCUUCGGCGAUGAGUUGAGUGCUUCAGUGAAGAAGUUCCCAUUGUUGGAGGAACUGUAG
Solanum tuberosum (potato) is the source of this 444-nucleotide messenger RNA. Its product is annotated as F-box protein SKIP19-like. The record is from RefSeq and is a predicted model, not a curated record. The coding region runs from base 1 to 444 and encodes 147 amino acids. Gene Ontology annotation, molecular function: protein binding. The transcript is spliced from 2 exons. NCBI's taxonomy places the organism in Eukaryota, Viridiplantae, Streptophyta, Magnoliopsida, Solanales, Solanaceae.